AGGACAAGCCAGAGGUCUUGCUGUGCCCCCAGAAGUCUACCUGAAGGUCUCAUCCAGCCACUCUGAGGAUGGAGCUAUCCACCCGGGAGCUGUUUCUCAACUUCACCAUUGUCCUGAUUACAGUCCUCCUCAUGUGGCUCCUUGUGAGGUCCUAUCAAUACUGAGAGGCCAUGCCUCACUCCUGGGACUGACUGAGAUGCUCUGGAGCUGCCUGCUGCAUACCCUGAGGUCCCAC
Molecule: messenger RNA, 235 nt
Organism: Marmota flaviventris (yellow-bellied marmot)
Lineage: Eukaryota; Metazoa; Chordata; Mammalia; Rodentia; Sciuridae
Gene: Sln
Product: sarcolipin
Cellular component (GO): membrane
Molecular function (GO): enzyme regulator activity
Source: RefSeq, a predicted model, not a curated record